This is a messenger RNA of Scheffersomyces coipomensis, 1416 nucleotides long. It is a transcript of the gene POL32, whose product is annotated as DNA polymerase delta subunit. The transcript has a single exon. The record is from RefSeq and is a predicted model, not a curated record. Lineage: Eukaryota; Fungi; Ascomycota; Pichiomycetes; Serinales; Debaryomycetaceae. Gene Ontology annotation, cellular component: nucleus; delta DNA polymerase complex. Gene Ontology annotation, molecular function: DNA-directed DNA polymerase activity. Gene Ontology annotation, biological process: nucleotide-excision repair, DNA gap filling; DNA replication; DNA synthesis involved in UV-damage excision repair. Bases 127 to 1353 code for a protein of 408 amino acids.
GUAGAGACGCCAAACCAAAAAAAAAACGCGUAUAAAAAAUUAACAGUGCUGAAAAAAGCCAAUAACAUCAAUCAUCAUCAUAAUCAUCAUUCAUCAUUCACCAACUCAUCACAGGAUCAAAGGACCAUGACAAUGAAUGCUUCUCAGGCCGAGGUAGAAUACUUAAGCUCCCAACUCUUCGAGAAGGGGAAAUUGGUCACUUAUAAAACUCUUUCACGAGCUUUGAAUGUUCAUAUCAAUCAUUCUAAACUUGUAUUAUUUGAAUUUUAUGAACGUAAUAAAUCAAAACUUUCAGCUAAAUUGGUUAUAACCGGUAAAGAUAAUACAGGCACGUUGAUCAAAUUCAUCGAUGAUGAAAGCGAGGAAGUGGUUAAAUCCCAUUUAAAUUCUUUCACGGUGGAGAUCAAUACUAUUCAAGUAUAUAGUAUCAAUCCUAAGGAUUUAAUCCUUGAUCAAUCAAACCAUAAUGAAAUCAUUCAACAAUCAAGAGAAUUCCCCAUUGAUCUUGCGAAUUUGGAUAAAUAUUAUCACAAUGGGCUUAUAAAGGGUCCGAAAGUUGUACCAGUUGAACAAUCCACCAUUAAACAGAAUUACAUCCCACCUCCAACAACCAACACAAAUACUACUACGACUAAACUGAUUAAGAAGGAAGAACCAAAGAUUAAAAGUUCAGGAUUGAGUUCUGCAUAUGUAUCAAGAAAAGAAAAACCAGCUGCUAGAUCAAAUACGUUAUCAAAUUAUACUUCUCGAAAAGCAGAAAAUGCUGGUACUAAAAGAUCAUCAACAGAACCUAGUAGUGGUGGAUAUCAAUAUAAAUCAAGAAAAGUUGAAAGUAAACAACCUAAAGAGAGAAUCAUUGUUUCAAGUCAUAAUGAUGAUGAUGAUGAUGAAGAUGAAGAUGUUGAAGAAGUGGAAGAAGUGGAUGUGGAAGAAGUUAAACCAAUUAAGAGUACUCAGAUUCAAGAUUUAUUUGCCAAUGAAGAAUGGAGCGAUUUUGAAGAAGACGCUCCUGCCAAGGAUGAACCUAUUGUGGUUGAAGAGGAGAUAGUGAAGAAGAAACCAGUGGAGAAAGCUGAAUCUGACAAGGAUCCACAACAACAAGAACAACCAAAUGAGGCAAAUGUUGAAGAAAGUCAAAAUGCACCAGAACAACCACAACAGGAAGAAGAUAUGACUACAGAGUAUGAUGAAGAUGGAUAUAUAAUAACCAAGAAAAAGAAACCGAUUGCUAAACCUGCUCCAUCAAGAAAUGUUAAACGAAUGAUUUCUCCACCUCCAACAACUUCCAAAUCUAAAAAAUCAAAAGAUGGUAAAAAUCAAAGUAUAUUGAGUUUCUUUGGUAAGAAUAAGUAAAUAUAUCUCUAUAGGAAAUAAAUAAAUAAAACAAACAAUAACUAGCAUUAAUUAUGUCAUUGU